AUGGUGAAUGUAUCAAUUAUUUCGAAGAAGACUAUCAAACCCUUGUCUCCCACCCCAUCUACUCAAAGAUUGCACAAGCUUUCCCUUGUUGAUCAAGUGGUGAGUCAUAGUUAUAUACCCCUUGUUUUUUUCUACACCAAACAUCAAGUAGCUACCAUCCCAAAUGGAUCUAAACAACUAUCACAACUCCUAGCAAACUCUUUGUCAAAAACUUUAACUUGUUACUAUCCAUGGGCUGGGAGUCUGAAAGAUAAUGCCACCAUUGAGUGUGAUGAUCAUGGGGCUGAGUUCUUUGAAGUUCAAAUAAACUCUCCCAUGGACAAAAUUGUUUAUCACCCCGAUUCACGUAUCAAAGACUUGACAUUUCCUCAAGGUACACUUUGGGGGAGUUGUAUUGGUCGUGCAUCGACUGUAGCUCAACUCAGCCAUUUUGAGUGCGGAGGAAUAGCACUUAGCGUUUGCGUGUCACACAAGGUGGGAGAUGGAUGUAGUGCUUACUACUUCUUGAGGGAUUGGGCUGCAUUAACGCGGAACCCUAAUGCAAAAUUAGCUCCAUGCUUUGUUGAGGAUUCCCUAAUACCAUCACCCUUUGAUGGUCCUCUUGUCUUCCCAUUGGUUGAUUCAAAACCGGAAGAAUGUAUCCAAAAGAGGUUUGUUUUCUCCGCCUCUAAGAUACGUGCUCUCAAAGCCUUGGUUGCUCAUGAAUCUGGAGUAACAAAUCCAACGAGGAACGAGGUGGUCAAUGCACUUCUCUAUAAAUGUGCUGUCAGUGCUAAUGACAACUCGGGUUCGUUCAAGCCAUCUCAGUUGAUCCAGUGCUCAAAUUUACGAGCAUCAAUGUCACCUCCUCUACCACCAACCUCUAUUGGGAAUAUCCUCACCGUAUUUUCCACACCAAUAUAUCACGAAGAACAAGACCUCAAAUUGCCAAAAUUAGUAGCUGAUAUAAGAAAGUCCAAAGACAACCUCUCGGGCAGAAAUAAUGUGGAACAAAAUGAGUUGGUUUCGGAGAUGCUGGAUGCAUAUAGAAACGGAGAAGCGCCAUACCAGCAAAGGAACUGUGAUGUGUACACUAACACUAGCUUUUUAGGGUUCGAAUUCGAGAAACUAGACUUUGGAUGGGGGAAACCUGCUAGAGGAAGUAUAGCAAGUGGUCCAGCUAACAAGAUCUUUAUAUUGAUGAAUACACCUGAUCGCAGAGGAGUUGAAGCGUUCGUGAACUUGAAUGAACAAGACAUGUCUGUCUUCGAGAAUUACAAGGACCUUCUCCAAUUUGCUACUCCUAUUGAGCAGGCACAUGAUUUAUUAUGAACAACAAUACGUAUUCAUAUUAUGCAUGAUCGAUGAAAUUGGACAAUUUCGAUUCUUGCAUGCCAAAGUGACAAGGAGCUUCUUCAAUUAGUAAUAUGUACUGCUUUGCUUUCUGCAUUCAGAUCAGUGUUAAGUUUUGAAUUUCAUUUGUUUCUGAUAUAUCUGUUGUGUUUUUUUUAUUUUAUUUCUCUCGGUUAGCAAAAGUUUUUAAUAUUGAUUGUUAAUGUUUAAUUCCCAAUGCUUGGGACUUGUCUUCUCUAUUCUCUUUUAUAUAUCCCUGAUGUUAACUUUCUUCUUAUGGCAAAGAACUAAUUCUGUUUUAUAGUAUCUUCGUAUUAAUUUACAGCUUUCUGAAAAGGAACAAAAGAUAUAGAAAGGCAGGACAUUUAAUUUUUUCUUUAUUUACUCUAUUUUGGACAAGCGGUGCACCUGACAAGUGAAGG
This is a messenger RNA of Lycium ferocissimum, 1754 nucleotides long. RefSeq names its product acyltransferase Pun1-like. Lineage: Eukaryota; Viridiplantae; Streptophyta; Magnoliopsida; Solanales; Solanaceae. The transcript has a single exon. The record is from RefSeq and is a predicted model, not a curated record. The coding region runs from base 1 to 1311 and encodes 436 amino acids.